Glycine soja is the source of this 2074-nucleotide messenger RNA. Its product is annotated as basic leucine zipper 23-like. The coding region runs from base 250 to 1065 and encodes 271 amino acids. Gene Ontology annotation, biological process: regulation of transcription by RNA polymerase II; DNA-templated transcription. The record is from RefSeq and is a predicted model, not a curated record. The transcript is spliced from 3 exons. NCBI's taxonomy places the organism in Eukaryota, Viridiplantae, Streptophyta, Magnoliopsida, Fabales, Fabaceae. Gene Ontology annotation, molecular function: DNA-binding transcription factor activity, RNA polymerase II-specific; RNA polymerase II cis-regulatory region sequence-specific DNA binding.
AAAGGAAGAAUAUUAUUCUGAUACCAAUGACAAUAGAGAGUGUGGACCCAGAAUAAGGAGAAGAGGUAGAGGUCUUGGCCCUACGCGAAUUAUCAUCGUAGAACAAUCAGACAUUCACACAUUCUCGAUCACAUGUAAGUCUGAGACUAGAAGAAUACGUAUAAAUUAGAACCGAUUGAAAGUAAUCAAUCCGUGGAUUCUCUGAACUUAUCGCUUCUUCCCGGUUUGAAUUUGGGUGUUUCCGUUUCAAUGGAUGACGGCGAGCUUGAUUUCUCCAACCAUGAAGUGUUUUCGAGUCCCAACAUGGGUGAGCUUCCCAGCAGCGGUUCAAUGGACAGUUUCUUCGACGAGCUUCUCAAGGACACGCACGCCUGCACCCACACCCACACGUGUAACCCUCCCGGCCCCGAUUUCUCCCACACUCACACGUGCUACCAUGUCCACACCAAAAUCGUCCCCGCCCCUGAGGAGGACCAUGUCGCCACCGAUGACACCGCCGAGUCCGCCGAGAAGAAGUCGUCGUCGUCGAAGAAGCGGUCUCUGGGGAACAAAGAGGCCGUCCGGAAGUACCGCGAGAAGAAGAAGGCGCGUGCGGCGUCGCUGGAGGACGAGGUUGUGAAGUUGAGGGCUCUGAACCAGCACUUGAUGAAGAAGCUGAAGGGGCAGGCGGCUCUCGAGGCCGAAAUCGCGAGGCUCAAGUGUUUGUUGGUUGACAUAAGGGGGAGGAUUGAAGGGGAAAUUGGGUCGUUUCCCUAUCAGAAACCAACGCCGAAUGCGAACCCUCCGGUGGCUAACUUGCCUGGUUCUUAUGUGAUGAACCCUUGUAACUUGCAAUGUGAUGAUCGGGUGUAUUGCCAUCACCCCUAUGGGAAAAUUGGGGAGAGUGCGGCUUUGAAUGGGGAAGAGUUUGAUGGUUGUGAAUUUGAGAACCUGCAGUGUCUGGCAAGCCAGAAUUUGGGGCUCAAGGAUCUUCGUGCCUGUGGGGUUGGACAGGCAAGGUCUAAUGUAAAUUCUUCUGCAUCAAAUAAAAGAAAAGGGGGAUCUCAUGCUGUGACAGCUGGUUGAAGAAUUAAUAAAUUGGUGGUUUUCAUCUUUGCCAUGGUAAUAUCUCCUUCCAAUAAAUAUCUCGUUACCAGUUGAAGCAUCAGCUAUCCAUCAAGUCUUUUUUUAAAACAAUUUUCUCUUUUUGACCCUCUGCUGCAUUAUCGUGGUUCGAAUGGCUGUUCUACUAUGGAAGAUUAGUCAUAGAUUAAUGUUUUAUUCAAACGAAAUAGAGUAGUUGAUCUGCAGCCAGCAUAGCUUCUGGCCAAGACAGAUUUGGUGCUUCUCUAUGCAGUUAAGUUUCCUGUUUUUUUUUUUUUUUAUGCAUGGGACAAGUUAAACUGAUAUCACAAAAGUUUCUAUGAUCUGCCAAUUUUAAAUAUGUCAAGUAUGUGAGUAGUGUUUACUUUGUUUAAUAAUAAGAGGAUAUAAAGUGGUGAUUCAUGUUUUCUAAAUUCGCUAGUUUUUCAUUGCUGGAUUGCAGAACUUAGGGAAGAUGGGGGUGUGUUUCAUCUUUCAGUACUUAGUGCUGUGGACAGGUGAGACACCAAUGUCAUUUUGUGUAAUAUAUAAUUUUGUGUGAGUGAAAUGAUAAAAUUGGCUUGUAUGGUUGCCGGCGUUGUUCUUUUUCCAUCUUUGUUUAUCUUAAUAAUAUGAGAGGUUUACUUCUGUCUUUAGCAUUUUUGCUGGACAAGGGUAGAAGGAACUGUUCCUUUAACUGAAGAUUUUGCAUAUGGGCAUGUCUUCUACAAGUUAAGACAGACAAGUGAUUUGUUUUGUAUUUGAGAACGCAAAGUAACUGUUUCGAUGAUGGGAAAAGCAUAUCUGCCUGUCUGCCCUUAGAGAACAAGUCUUGAAUAGAUUUCGGUAAAUUAAAAAUGCUCUUGCUGAUCCUCUUUUGGAAUGAUUAAUAAAACAUUACAUUAUUGUAUCUUCUACUUCGACCGCCGUUGUAGACAAAAUUUGUAAUAAUUUUACUUUGCGUUAGAGUCUCUAUAGUAAAUAAUUGCUUAAAUAAAUUGUUUAUCUUAAA